UUAUCAUAUAAAGUCACGUGAUAAGUCGUGUAAUGACUUUCCUGGUCGCCCUUUUAUUAACAACAAUGAAACACUCGUAAUUAUCAGGGAAUCAUUUUCGAAUGUAUUAUGGCGACUUCAUCUUUAAGUUGCGGUGUUUGUGAUUUACGCCAUAUAUCUAAACCUUCUGCGGUUUGGUGUAGUGAAUGCGAUGAAGGACUUUGUGAAGGCUGUCAGGAGCAUCACAGUUUAUCGAAAUCAUCCCGAAGUCAUACUGUCAUACCAAUUUCUGAAUAUGAACAAUUACCCAAGGAUAUAGUUCAAAUAUCUCAGUUUUGUGACAAACACAAUGAAAAAUACAUCAUUUACUGCAAGAAGCAUGAAUGCCCUUGUUGCAGUAGCUGCAUUGUACAAAGUCACAACAAAUGUGAUGAAAUCGUCAAACUAGUUGACAUAAUACAUAACGCCAAGACGUCAAACGCCUUCUACGAAAUCGAGCAGACAUUGGUAGAAGUAAUCGAAAAUAUUGGGAAAAUCAAAGAAGACCGACAAAAGAACCUGGAGACAUUAUCUGAGACUCGGAAACAGAUCGAGAAGGAAAUCCAAGAGACCCGAACAGCAAUCAAUAAUCAUAUCGACAAAAUACAAGCAGAUAUAAUAAAGGAACUAUAUGCAUUGGAAGACAAGGAGAGUAAAAAUUUACGUCAAAUGCUUAAUUCUAUAGAUGUAAAACAACAAGAGAUUGUGAUAUUACAAGGGUGUAUUUCAGAUAUAAAAAAGCAUGCGUCAGAUCUUCAGACAUUUUUGUCUAUGAAACGAAUUGAAAAGGAGGUUUUUGGCAAAUAUGAAUACAUCAGGUCAAUAUCCAGUAGCGAGAACUUGAAAAAGAUCGUUCUGUCACUUAAAUUCAACACCAAAAUUACAAAUCUCAUUGCCGAUAUUCCAAAUUUCGGAAAGGUAAUAGUUGAAAGUGAACCGUCAAAUAUUGAGCUUACUACGAGCAAGCAAAAACAAGCUCAAAUGAUGGUUGCAAAAGUACAAUCAACAUCGUUUGAACAUAUCAAUUUAAAGUUACAACAGACCAUUGACACACACAAAUACAAACAUAUUUCUGGUACAUGUCUGCUACCUGAUGGAAGGAUGGUAUUUUCAAGCAGUAUUGUUAAUGAUAAGAAAGGUACAAUAACCGUUCUGAACGCCAAUGAAUCACUGAGUUUUGAAGUAGAAUUACCAACAUCAUCCUUUGAUGUAACAUACAUAAGGGGAGACAAUACUUUGGCUGUAUCAUCUGGUGCUUCUUAUACCAAGUGUAUUCAUAUUAUCGACAUGCAAAACCAAAGAGUAAAGAAAAUUAUUUCUUUAACGGGAUAUGUAUAUGGGAUAACAUACAAUGGAACUGAAUUAAUUUAUUCUGGGCGGUUUCAUGGAAUUCGAAUGAUCAAUCCAAAUGACGAGUCAAUAAGCAAUAUUGUUAGAGGUAAAACACAGUCUGAAUGCUAUGUUACAACAUUUGGCGACAAACUUUAUCAUACAGAUCCGGACGAUAACACAGUUACAUGUUAUGAUCAACAAGGUAAAAUACAAUGGACAUUCGAAAAUAAAUGCGUUUUACAGACACCCGCAGGCAUCUCAGUGGAUAAUAGUGGAUAUAUCUAUGUAGUAGGACGUAGAUCAAACAAUCUUAUUAUGAUAUCUCCUGAUGGAAAACAACAUCGAGAACUGUUAUCUGCAAAGGAAGGGCUCUCCAUACCAUUGGCAACUCAUUUGAGUAAGGAAAGAAACAUGCUGAUUGUUGUGAAUAAAAGGAGAGAAGCAUUCCUAUAUUCUCUGACCUAACACAUUAUUGCGCUAGAAUUACGUGAAUGUAGUAGUGAACAUACAAAAGGAAAAGCGUUCUUAUAUUCUGUAAACUGACAAAUCUUUUUGUUUUGAUUUAGUGACUGUAGAAGAUCUAAUUAAUAACAUGUUAAGUAUACUAGUAAUUAAUAAAUGAGGUGCUUCAGAUAAAAAUCGCCGAUUUACAUAUGCAAACUAAUAUCAAUACAUCUGUUAAUCUAUUUUUGGUUGAAAAAAAAAUCGUUGCAAAGUCUGUUACUGUAACUGUUUGAAAACUGCGUACACAUAAGAACCCUACAAAUCAGACCAAAAUUCAUCUGUUAUUAUCGUAUCUUAUUGUUCUCAAAAUCAAUCAAAUUCUUAUCUAUGUAUACAUGUACUUACAUUUCUCGUAAUCCAUCCAACGCAGCUCAAUAAAAUGUGUCCCUCGUGUCGUGCAUGAAGUAUCAUAUGAAUGUAAGCGCGAAAUGAUGUUCAAUAUUUUUAUUAGAAAUGCAACCAGUUGCUCGUAGCUGGUUUGAUAUUCAACUUUUCACUGUCAAAUAUUCUUAAAAUCAGACGAUGUUAUUGGAUCAUUAUGAUAUUCAUAUCUGAAA
Mytilus trossulus (common blue mussel) is the source of this 2411-nucleotide messenger RNA. RefSeq lists its product as uncharacterized. The coding region runs from base 109 to 1815 and encodes 568 amino acids. Gene Ontology annotation, molecular function: zinc ion binding; ubiquitin protein ligase activity. Gene Ontology annotation, biological process: protein monoubiquitination. The transcript is spliced from 2 exons. Lineage: Eukaryota; Metazoa; Mollusca; Bivalvia; Mytilida; Mytilidae. The record is from RefSeq and is a predicted model, not a curated record.